AUGACAGGUUUAGUAGCACGUCUGAAAAAAGCUGAAAAGGAUUUUGAGACAGCAAAAGAAAGAGGAUCAUCAAGUGCUGAUGCGUAUGAAGAGAGGGUUAACAAGUUGAGAAAAGAAUUGGAAAAGCCACAACCUCAUCCUGAGUUACAAUUCGGUCCAGUCGCUCAGAGUAUCGCUGUGAUGGUGAUGAUAAGCUUAGGAAUGUCUGCUGUGCCAUUGCCCUAUGAAAUGAUACCUUUUUACGGGUUAUUCAGCACUAUAACGACUAUAGCUGUUAUUUUCUAUGUAGCUAGAACGUCGAUCAUCUAUUAUGGGUAUAAUCAAGCAUUGUCAAAAUUACCUAAACCUGAAGAUCCAGAUACGAUCAGAUUUCGAAAAUUGGUUGCCAGUAAGAAACCAAGACAAGAUUUAUGGGCGCACACCCGAUCUCAUCCUUCUGCAUUUCUAACUACGAAAGUUGCAGCACCUAAAUUGUUCCCAUUCCCAUUGGGCAAAACCCGACCUGAAGCAAGUAUAAAGGAUGAAUUAUGGUGGGAAGGAGGAAAUGCUCCUCAUGUAGGACAUUUCAAUAGACCUAAACUACCUCAACCUCCAGCUCCGGAUGAAAGUGUUCUGAUGAAAAGGGUAGAAGCAAGUAUGAAGCGUGAAGCUCAGGAGGAUAUGUGGAAGAAAAGGAUUCGUACGGUUCAGAUACUCUGCGUGAUCAUUAUCGUUUCGUUCAUAAACAAGAAGGUCUCCAUAGCAUGUUUAUGUUAUCUUAUUUACCACACAAUAUCAACCGAGAUCCAGAACAUGUUGGCUCCUCCUCCUGAUAUGGAUGGAAUAUGGAGAUAUAUCGAUCGAAUGACAAUGAAUAAGAAUGAAUCAAAUCCAAAACCAAGAGAUAUGACAGGUGGUAUGUCCUAUAUAUAUGAACAACAAGAACAAGGACAAGGUGUCAAGGAAUUAGCAAAUGUUCCUAUCGAAAUGGUUCCUCCUCACGUGUUGAUGACUACCCAAAAUCAUUAUUACGCUGGGCCAGGUAACGAAAUGAAGGUCGAGAAAUAG
Messenger RNA from Kwoniella shivajii, 1047 nucleotides. RefSeq lists its product as uncharacterized. The transcript has 8 exons. Lineage: Eukaryota; Fungi; Basidiomycota; Tremellomycetes; Tremellales; Cryptococcaceae. The coding region runs from base 1 to 1047 and encodes 348 amino acids. The record is from RefSeq and is a predicted model, not a curated record.